AGAGAGAGAGGAGAGAGAGAGAGAGAGGUCUUUGUUUGGUGAUUGGAAUUCGUCGUCUUCGUUGUGUUCUUUUCCGGUUAUUUUGCUCUUCUCCUCCCAACUCUUUGCAAUUGGAGGUGGGGGUGUGGUGGUCUCCUUUGUUUCUUGUUCUGUUCCCUUCUUCCAAUUACCGAAGCCCCGAAAUCUGUCGAUUUUGUCGUGAUUUUGUGCUCUGCCGCAUCUUUUUCGGCUCACAAGCUCAAAGAUUCGAUCUUUGUUUCACGAGAUCGGAAGUUUCUGGUUUUUGAUUGUUUUGUCUGCUCUUCUCUCCGUUUAUUCCUGCUCUGGUUUAUUGGAUGGAAGAGGGGGGAUUCGGGGAGCGGUGAGUGGCGGCGGAGAAGGGAGGCGAGAGGAAAAAGAUGCUGUAUUUGAAGCAGCCGCGGGGGAACCUGGGACUGCGGCGGCGGACGGCCUGAUCUCGAAGGAUUUGGAUGUCCAAGUGACGUGGUCCGAUCCCGGAGCUCGGGAUCCGGACGGAAUGGCAGCAGAGGGCGGGGUGGAGGCUCGGAUCAACGACGCCAACUGCUACCUCCAGAUGUUUGAGCUCUACGAGACUCAUUCUAAAUUUUAUAUGAUUGGAAGGAACCAAAGUAAAGCAUUAUGGAGAGUAUUGAAGAUUGAUAGGUCAGAAUCUUCAGAACUUAACAUCUGUGAGGACUCAACCACAUACUCAGAAAGUGAAUGUAAAGAGUUGUUAAAUCGAGUACAUGAGGGAAACAAAUCGACUGGUGGACUAAAGUUUGUCACCAAUUGUUAUGGUAUUGCUGGAUUUGUUAAGUUCUUGGGGCCUUACUACAUGCUGCUCAUAACCGAAAGAAAAGAAAUUGGUGUUAUAUUUGGUCACGCAGUUUAUGCUGUGACUAAGAGUGAAAUCAUUGCAGUUCCAAAUUGUAAUGUCCAAUGUGAUAUGGCUAAUGCUAAGAUGGAGUACAGAUACAAGAAGCUCUUCGGCAUGGUGGAUCUUACGAAAGAUUUCUUCUUUAGCUACUCAUACCACAUUAUGCAAAGCUUACAAAAGAAUGUUUGUGAGAGUCAAAGCGGGCACAUGAUAUAUGAGACUAUGUUCAUUUGGAAUGAGUUCUUGACCCGUGAGGUUCAUCAACGUCUCAAGAAUACUCUAUGGACAGUUGACUUAGUAUAUGGUUUCUUUAAGCAGGUGAAACUUUCAAUUUGUGGAAAAGAUUUUUGGUUGACUCUCAUUGCUAGGCGUUCACGACAUUUUGCUGGGACCAGGUAUCUGAAGCGUGGUGUUAAUGGAAAUGGUAGCGUGGCAAAUGAUGUUGAGACAGAGCAGAUCGUCUUUAAAGACAUUCCUGGAGGAACUCCGACAUGUCUUAGUUCUGUAGUUCAGAAUAGGGGUUCCAUACCUCUUUUUUGGUCUCAGGAAACCUCAAAACUUAAUCUGAAGCCAGAUAUUAUCUUGAAGAAAGAUAAAGAUUAUGAAGCUACCCGACUUCAUUUUGAGAAUCUUGCAAACAGAUACCGAAACCCUAUUAUUAUUUUAAACUUGAUUAAGUCAGAAGAAAAGAAGCCUAGGGAAUCUAUUCUACGGUCAGAAUUUGCCGAUGCAAUUGAAUUUAUAAAUAAGAAUCUGUCAGAAGAAAGUCAUCUAAAGUACUUACAUUGGGACCUUCAUAAGCAUUCUCGAAGGAAAGCUAAAAAUGUGCUUACAUUGUUGGGAAAAGUGGCAUCACGUACUUUAAAGUUAACGGGCUUCUUUUAUUGUGAAACGACACCAGCACCAAGGCAUGAAGGUGACUUAAGGUGGCCCAAUUUUGUGAUGGAUGAUGUUGGUGACUGUUUGUGUAAUAAUCAUUGUAGCAGUAGUGGCGGCAACACCACUGGUACAGAUGACAUUGAUAAGUUUGAAGAUGGAACCCAAGAAGAUAAUAUGGAUUCUGAUAUAUCUGGAUUGGAAACAGCACAGGUUCAAGUUAGCAAUGGUGGACAUUGCUCAGUUAAAUCUCUUAGGUAUCAGACAGGUGUUCUGCGAACAAAUUGCAUAGAUUGCCUAGAUCGCACAAAUGUUGCUCAGUAUGCCUAUGGUUUAGCUGCACUUGGGCAUCAACUUCAUGCACUGAAUUUAUCUAGUUUACCAAGUAUUCAUCUAGAUGCAUCCUUGGCUGAUGACUUGAUGACAUAUUAUGAGACAAUGGGCGACACACUUUCUCUGCAGUAUGGUGGUUCUGCUGCUCAUAAAAAGAUUUUCUCUGAAAGAAGAGGUCAAUGGAAAGCAGCAACCCAAUCUCAAGAGUUCUUCAGAACACUUCAAAGAUAUUAUAGCAAUGCCUAUAUGGAUGUCGAAAAACAGGCUGCAAUAGAUCUAUUUCUGGGACACUUUCAACCUCAACUUGGUGAACCAGCGAUUUGGGAGCUUAAUUCACUUCAGCAUUAUGGUUUUGGGAAAAAUGGCCAUGCUUUUACUGAUGAAAAUUCGAGGACAUUUAUCAGAAGAUCACUAUCAGAUGGAAAUAUACUCCAUGAAAGCUGUACUCCUCUAUCCAGCUGUGGUUUUGGCCAAAAAGACCUCUCAUGCUCAACAUUAUCUGAAAGAGAACAUCACGAGCAGGCCGAGUGUUUAUCUGAUUCAAGUUUAACAACAGAAAUUUCCAAGUGUGAUGCAGAUGUAUCACAUCACAGGCACAAUUCCAUGAUGUCUCAUGGGCAGCUUUUUGCAGAUAGUGCAUAUAGUUACUUGUAUAAAGAUUGGCAGUCAAAUUUUCUGGGCCUUGAUUCACUUUUAUCUUCUGGUAACUCUUUUGAGGGAGAAAUAAAUGACAGGUCCAUAAUACUGAACUCUGCAGUCAAGAAUCAUCCUUCUAAACAUGUCACCAAUGGCAGAACUAAUGAAGCAGCCACACUUCUCAUAGAAAAUCGGUUUAUCAUAAAGUUGAUAUCCUUCAUAAUUGAACAUCUCAUGCAGAAGUCAACAACGUCCAAAACACAUGAUUCUUCGAUUGAGGGGAGAAAAAAUCGACAUAAAACUGCCUUACAACACCAUUGAAACAGCCAACACUGCAAGCGAAUUUUCUGAUAGCUUUGCGCAAUGGGUUAACAAUGGAGAGACUUUAUGUCAUUAAUGCCAACUCAUUUGGAUCAUAUAUUCUCUAAUGUCCCAUUCAAUCCUCACCUUCUGCCACAAGGAUCUAGUGAUGCUUUAAAUGACAGCGACAGAAGGUAUUUCUUCGGAAGGAUGUUCUCGGACUCCGUCAACUGUUUUUUCUUCCAGAAUCGUGUAAAAAAGAUCAGGUCAAAUGAUGUAUUGCCACUGCUGUAGUGGUUUGAAGUAUAUGUAUAUAUACAUAUAAUUCUUUCAGAUGGCAGUAUGUUUAUGAUCCAUAAGUCUCACCCAUGUAAAUAAUAAUAUAGCUACUUGUACUCCAAUGAGCUUGACAAUUACAGCACCAAUUCUUUUUCCA
Musa acuminata AAA Group (dessert banana) is the source of this 3458-nucleotide messenger RNA. RefSeq names its product phosphoinositide phosphatase SAC3. The transcript is spliced from 17 exons. Lineage: Eukaryota; Viridiplantae; Streptophyta; Magnoliopsida; Zingiberales; Musaceae. Gene Ontology annotation, molecular function: phosphatidylinositol-3,5-bisphosphate 5-phosphatase activity. The record is from RefSeq and is a predicted model, not a curated record. Bases 518 to 3043 code for a protein of 841 amino acids. Gene Ontology annotation, biological process: phosphatidylinositol dephosphorylation. Gene Ontology annotation, cellular component: intracellular membrane-bounded organelle.